CUUGGAGCACUGUUGACUUUUCAAGCAACAUCUCCGGGCUCCGAGCGGAAAGAAAAGUUGGACAUGCAGAUCUAAACGAGGAUUUAGCAGGGAACAGAAAGAAAAGAAAAAGAGCUCGACUUCUUUCUUGUCUGGAGAUGUUCGCGCCUGCAGGCAAGCGCUGCUUCACCAUCGAGUCUCUAGUGGCCAAGGAGAACCCGCUGGCCGAAGAACCCAUCCGCCCCACGGCGCUCAGCUACGCCGGUCCGGCCCCUGACGCCCUGAUGGGCGGCUACCAAGCGGCCGCCGCUCCAGGGGUGGCUGCAGCGGCUGCCGCUGCGGCUGUUGCCCGCUCGCUCUACCCGAACCCAGCCGAGCUGGUGUUCCCCGAGUCGGUGAGCCACCCGCAGCUGGCCGUUGGCCCCCACUCGCACACCCACCAUCACCACCAUCACCACCAACAUCAGAACCAGCACCUGCAGCACCACGCACACUUCUUCGGCUCGGCGCAGCACCGAGACCCGCUCAAUUUUUACCCCUGGGUGCUCCGGAACCGCUUCUUCGGACACAGGUUUCAAGGUCAUGACGCGUCCCAGGACAGCCUGCUCCUCCACGGCCCGUUCGCCCGGAAGCCCAAGCGGAUCCGAACCGCCUUCUCACCGUCGCAGCUGCUGCGCUUGGAGCGGGCCUUCGAGAAGAACCAUUACGUGGUGGGCGCCGAGCGGAAGCAACUGGCCGGUAGCCUAAACCUGUCCGAAACGCAGGUGAAGGUUUGGUUCCAAAACCGGCGGACCAAGUACAAGCGUCAGAAGCUGGAGGAGGACGGGCCGGAUGCCCAGCAAAAGAAGAAGGGCAACCACCACAUCAACAGGUGGCGUAUGGCCACCAAACAGACCAGCUCCGAGGACAUCGACGUCACCUCGGAGGACUGAAAGAGAACAAAAAACAAAAGGAACAGAAACACUGCUGCCUCACGAGGACCAACAACACUAUUUAUUAUGUAAUAUGAUGAAGUAUAUGUACACGUACCGGGAGCAAACAAGACUGUGUGUGGAGUGGGACGAGAUGGACUGGGACGAGAUGGACGCCCCCCCCCCCCCUGUGUUCUCAUGCUGUUCUUUCAUUAAAGCUGCUGUCAGUCACCAACCGUGGUUUACUUUCAUCC
Messenger RNA from Syngnathus acus (greater pipefish), 1144 nucleotides. It is a transcript of the gene emx1, whose product is annotated as empty spiracles homeobox 1. Gene Ontology annotation, molecular function: DNA-binding transcription factor activity, RNA polymerase II-specific; DNA binding. The coding region runs from base 138 to 911 and encodes 257 amino acids. The transcript has 3 exons. The record is from RefSeq and is a predicted model, not a curated record. Gene Ontology annotation, biological process: regulation of DNA-templated transcription; brain development; central nervous system development. Lineage: Eukaryota; Metazoa; Chordata; Actinopteri; Syngnathiformes; Syngnathidae.